UUUUCUCUCUCUUCCACCCACAUUUUUAUACAUAUAUAGAUUAUAGAGAGAGAGACGUGUCCACUUUGAGUUUCUUCUGAUUAUCAUUUAUUCUCCGUACAUACAAAAAUAAAUUAAUUUUAGAGGGAACAAUAGAUUGAUGGAAUCGGACGACGAGGUGGCGGCGAUGAUGAUGGAAGUUUCCGACGACGACGAAGAAUUUUACGGCGCCGGAGAUGGUGAUUAUGAUGAUGAUGAUGAUGAUGUUUUUCUGGACCAUGUCUCAGACGAUUCCGAUGAUCUCUCCUCCCACCACCACCAAUACGGCCCUCGAUCACAGAAUUAUAAAAUUUUAAAUGAAGAUGAUAUUCGGGAAUGCCAAGACAAAAGUAUUACAAAGAUAUCUACAGUCCUUUCAAUCUCAAGGGAUGCUGCCGGCGUUUUGCUCCGCCACUAUAACUGGAGUGUUAGUAAAGUGAAUGAUGAAUGGUUUGCAGAUGAAGAAAAGGUCCGUAAGACUGUUGGUUUAUUGGAGAAUCACAUUCCCCUUCCUGAUGAUAAAGAGCUAACUUGUGGUAUCUGCUUUGAAACUUAUCCUCGGGAUAGGAUGAAUGCUACUGCCUGUGGCCAUCCCUUUUGUGUUAUAUGCUGGCAAGGAUAUAUUGACACGGCCAUUAAUGAUGGACCUGGAUGUUUGAUGUUGCGUUGUCCUGAUCCAUCUUGUGGUGCUGCUGUUGGACAGGAUAUGGUGAAUAAAUUAGCUUCUAAUGAAGAUAGAGAAAAAUACAACCGCUAUUUUUUAAGAUCAUUCGUUGAAGAUAAUAGGAAGACAAAGUGGUGCCCAGCACCAGGUUGUGAUUAUGCUGUAGAUUUUAUUGUUGGUGGUGGAACAUAUGAUGUCUCUUGCCGUUGCUCACACAGUUUUUGCUGGAAAUGCGUCGAGGAAGCCCAUCGCCCAGUUGAUUGUGGAACUGUGUCCAAGUGGAUAAUGAAAAACAGCGCCGAAUCUGAAAACAUGAAUUGGAUAUUGGCCAACUCGAAGCCUUGUCCAAAAUGCAAGCGGCCGAUUGAGAAGAAUCAAGGUUGCAUGCAUAUCACGUGCACACCCCCAUGUAAAUUUGAGUUUUGCUGGUUGUGCCUUGGUGCAUGGACAGAACACGGUGAAAGGACUGGUGGAUUCUACGCGUGCAAUCGUUAUGAAGCUGCCAAGCAAGAAGGAGUGUAUGAUGAUGCUGAAAAACGAAGAGAGAUGGCCAAAAAUUCUCUAGAAAGAUAUACACAUUACUACGAGAGAUGGGCUACAAACCAGUCGUCUAGGCAACGGGCGGUUGAUAACCUACAUCAAAUGCAAACAGUACAUCUAGAAAAGCUGAGUGAUAAGCAGCGUCAGCCUGAAUCUCAGCUUAAGUUCAUUAUAGAAGCUUGGCUACAGAUCGUUGAAUGUAGACGAGUUUUGAAGUGGACAUAUGCAUAUGGAUAUUAUUUACCAGAGCAUGAACAUGCUAAGAAGCAGUUUUUUGAGUAUCUACAAGGCGAGGCAGAGUCCGGUUUGGAACGGCUCCACCAAUGUGCAGAAAAGGAAUUUCAGGGGUUCCUCAACUCUGAAGGUCCUUCGAAUGAAUUCAACGAGUUUCGAACAAAGUUAGCUGGAUUGACUAGUGUGACGAAGAAUUAUUUUGAGAACCUCGUUCGAGCUUUGGAAAACGGCCUAUCAGAUGUGGACUCUCUUUCUCCAUCCACUGGCAAAUCAAGAGGCGGUAAAGGCAAGGGAAGUGCAUCGAGAUCAAGCAGUUCUAAGAACAUAGAUGAUUCUGGCCAUUGGAUAUGUGAAUACUGCACUUACGCAAACGCUCGAUCGUCCACUGCUUGUGAGAUGUGUCAGCAGCUAGGGGGGAGGUGAAUCCCUCUCUACUCUUCGAGUAUUUUUGUAUGGAACAUUCGAUUGUGUGUAUCUGUAUCGAAUAUAGAUUCCCCACGAGUAUUCUUGUGUUGUAUAUUAUACAGUCAUUAAAUUAAAUAUUUGUUAGGUAGAUUGAUGUUAAUAAUGAGUAUGUUGAUUGUAAUGGUGAUUACUGGAA
Molecule: messenger RNA, 2057 nt
Organism: Erythranthe guttata (spotted monkey flower)
Lineage: Eukaryota; Viridiplantae; Streptophyta; Magnoliopsida; Lamiales; Phrymaceae
Product: putative E3 ubiquitin-protein ligase ARI8
Biological process (GO): protein ubiquitination
Molecular function (GO): zinc ion binding; ubiquitin-protein transferase activity
Source: RefSeq, a predicted model, not a curated record